AUGGGGGUUGUGGUUUUCUUCUUCUAUUUGUUUGAUGGGAAAGGCUUGGAUAAUGUACUCUCACAGCCUCAACCCGGAUAUCCUGAUUUUGACCCAACUUACUCUCCCUACUUUAUGUAUCACUUCCAGUCAGUCAACUGGCAUUCUCCAAGCGCUAACACUACGUUCCGCAAAAUGACCACCACCACCACCGUCCUCCUCCUCCUCCCCCUCCUUAUGAGCACCCUUCUACCCGCCACCACCUCCUCCGCCCCAAUCCUAGGGCUGGACACGUUCCUAACCAGCCAAUCCCAUCAUGACCCACAAGCCACCAACGACUCCUUCCUCUCUCUCCCCUCCUCCCUCAAGAAAUCCCUCUCUCACCCUUCUCUUCACCCACCCACCACCGCCUCCCUCCUCUCUCUCCAACUCUCCGUUCCCAUCACCGUCAAACUUGUAGGCCCGACCUCCUCCUUCCCUUCCUCAUCUCCUUCCCUCCUAUCCUCAUUCCUUUCCUCCACGAUCUCUUCCGAUCACUUCCACGUCAUCACUCCCUUCAACCCCAACCACCACCAACUCUCUCUCUCCCACUCUCUCCAUUUGGACGUUUCUCUGUCUUCACCUUCUCUCUCUACCCAUCUCUCUGAAACCCUGAAAUCCCAUCUCUCCUCCACCCCGUCGUCUCUCCGAUCCCCUCUUGUCUCUGUCUCGUACUCAAUCGUCGAUCAAAUCAUCAAACAAGACUUCGAAAAAGAAAACCCCGUCAACGGAAUUUACAUAUAUAUUCUCAAUUUGGGAUCUCAAUCGAAGUCUUAUGCUUAUAGUUAUACUCCAGGCGAUGAUUCGCCGGGUUUUGCCAAGUGUUCGGGGACUAUUUGGACGGGAAAAGAUCGGUACUUAUGGAUUGAUCUGGGUGCUGGACCGGUGGAUUAUGGGCCGGCUUUGUCUGGUGAUGGGGUUUUGCCAAGAGGCGAGUUUCAUCAUCUAACGACAUUGCACGGUCGACCCAAGUCGCAAAAGGCGUUGCUUUCUGACUUGUCGUCUUUGGUUUGGAGUGCUUAUCAGGUACUACUGGUGCCCUCUUUGAGAAUUCCUGUUCCUUUUGAGAGUUCAUUGAUUGUUCAGUUCAUACAUAUAUAUGCUUCGGAUGCUAAGGAUAGUAAUGGGUUGGAUUGGAAUUCCAUAGAGAGGACUUUUAUGGAUGAGGUUAAUGAUAAGGGGUUGUUGUUGGGUGAUCAGACUUUGAGAUUCAAGAAAUAUGAGGUCAAAUUAGCAGACUGCACGAUUUGUUCUUUUGUUAUUUCACGGGCCAUUACUUCUUACACUUCUAGGUACUUGUUUGAUAACUAUACUUUGAUUGUUAGUGAGUAUUUGGAUUCGAAGCGCAUGCAUCGAAUGAUAUCUGAAUCAGGUGAGGAGUUUAGGAAGUUGGCGAGGCUUCCGGAGGAGGAUUUUGGGAGGGUUCUUCCUGUUUAUGUUUUUGAUUUGGACGUCAAUACCAUAUUGCUGCUUGAUCGAUAUCACCAAUCUGUCGCAUUUAAAGAUAUGGUUAUUGCUGUCAGGACGAAGAACACGCAAACUGUGAGCGAUUAUAGUUGUAAUGGGCGUCACGUAUUUACACAGACUCGGGAGCUUGAAAGACCACUUGUGGGUUCGAUUUUGCAGAGUAUGUGGGGUGUUUCCCCAACACAUUUGGUGUGGAGUCCUAGGCAUAAUAGUACCUUUGUGGAUUAUACAUGGAGUGUUGGCCAUACACCUUUUGGGCCGUUUUCAGAGAUUUCUUCGUUGUCUUUUGUACAGAAGGAUGCAGCUAGGAGGAAUUUUCUUUUGACAUCUUUGAAUUACAGUGUUAUGAGUGCUAUUGAUGUGCUUGAAUCCAUAGCUGCACAUGGUGGGGACAGAAAGCUUCUUAAACAGAAUCAACAUACCGAGUUUGUACAAAGGUUGAAUUUAUUCAAGUACAAGCUGGACAAAGCUAUUUCUGCGUUGUCCCAUUUCGAUUUUGAGAUGGCUUUGUAUUUCUUGAGGUCUUCAGACCAUGAUCUAUAUGGCAUCCACUCUCUUGUUUAUCAUGCAUCUCAAGACCUGGAGGCAUCACUUGUUUGUUUCAAGGACCCUCCAUUUCCAUGGGCAUCCGUGUCUAUGUCAGCAGGAGUACUCUUUGCCGUCUUCUAUGUUUAUGCAAAAAGAGACAAAUUAUUUAGUAACAAAAGAAAGCAGUUUUGAUUUUGAAGUUUCAAAAGCAUUGGAUCUGAUAUUGUCUAAUCAGUGCAAUCCUGUAUUUCUGUAAUAGAGGCAUGUUGCAAGGUCACAAACUAAUGUUCCAUUUGAGUAAGAAAUUACUGCAGUUUGAGCUAGCAUAUUGACUUCUUUUCAAUUUUUUUAAGUCUGUUAAGUAAAUGUAGUCAACUAGUGCUGGUAAUAUGAGGCCUGUUUAUUAUUAGGUGCAAUAAUAUUUUUACUUUUCUAUGACACCCCUGAUGUUUGAGGCAUGUCAAAACAUGACCCUACGAGACCAACUCCUCCUCCCCUCUCUUUUCCUCAAACGAAAAAGGCAGCACGCAGGCAGUGGAUUUGCAAUCGCAAAACAUGUUGGUUAAAGGGUGGGUUAUCUUGAUGGUAUGCAACCUAUCAAUAUGGUUUUCUGGCAGCAGCUUUUUAUAUGGCCAUGCAUUCUGGACUAGUGCUGAAGAUGUGUGACACUGUGGUUUCAAACCUAUCAAUUGCAUUCUGUUAGUUGAUUGAAAUAAUCUGAUAUCCUUGAUAAAUGAGGGAAUGCCGUGUUUUUAUUGUGGUUCUAAGGGGUGAACCAUCCCUGAUUAUGCAAUCAUGGGGAUGAGGCAGCUGAGGGACUUAUUUUGGAGGAAUCUCAUUUCAUAACAGACUGCAUUGUAUUGUAGAAGCAUCUUUCUUUCUCAAAAUCAACAGAAGUCUAUGUAGGCCCUUCUUCUCUAUGGAUACAGCAAUUGAAACAAAAACUAAAAAUCUCAGUCUCUCUAGAUCAUAAAUGUUUUUCUAUAUUUUGUUCUCUUCCCUUUUCAUGGAUGGUUGGAUAGAGACAAGAUAGUUGUGUAAUUCGUGUUUCGAAUAAGUGAGAGCAAUCUAUGUUUAGCUGUUUAUAUAACCUUGGGAGUUAAAAACACUAGAUAUAUUUCAUUCCCGCAUCAACCAAGGAAGACUAUGAUUCAAAAUUUCUUACAAGAAGCAACAUAAACUGUUCAAGGCAUCUACUUGCCAAUGAAAAGAUGAAGCCGUGUUUAUAAUGUUGUUCCAAGCGAAUUACUUUGCCGAUUAUAACUGAAGUGGAAGUCUCCUUGCAACUCAAUACCAUGAGUGUUGGAAGAGAGCACAUAUGGGAUAUCACCAGUUCCUUCAUAAAAUAUCUUAGCAUACUCAUCAUCACUACCCAGCUGUGCUUGGUUCUUUGUGUCUUCAGGAUCAUUUUCUUCUUGAGAGAUACUUAAGUUCUUCUGGACCAGUUCUCUAAACAUUGAAGACCGAAGGAGUAGUCCAAGUGCUGUUGGGGCGGAAGAUUUGUUGCAUGAACUAGCAGUGAAUUUACCUUGGAAUAAUUCUUGCUUUAGUGGAGAAAUGUGUUCAUCUACAUUUAAUGUGUUAGUGUGGAAGAAGGGUUGGAAUUCUUCACCAGAAUUGAAAUUAGGCGAUGGCAAUGCCUUAGAUUCUAUGUUGGUCUGUGGUUCCUGAACAGAAACUGGAGAGGUUUUUUCUGGCUUCAACCAUUUGAUAUAGGUACUCAAGUCAAAGUUGGUCACAGCGUUGAUUCCUCUGUACUCUAUCGCUGCAACGUCAUAUGCACGAGCAGCGUCCUCUUGGGUACCUGUAAAGAGAUAUGCCGCUUAGGUAAGAACAAACAAUAGUAUAUAUUGUUUUACUGUGUCAAUUCAUGUCAAGAUUGAUUCUUUUGUGAUGAUUCAAGACUUGGUCUUUUUAUCAUAUAUGUUAAUGCAUCAAACAUUCAUCUUAGAAGAUCACAAUAGUUUGUUUAGGUGUAACUUACUGUAAGUGCCAAGAUAG
Molecule: messenger RNA, 4014 nt
Organism: Ilex paraguariensis (yerba mate)
Lineage: Eukaryota; Viridiplantae; Streptophyta; Magnoliopsida; Aquifoliales; Aquifoliaceae
Source: the annotation of a GenBank genome assembly